Molecule: messenger RNA, 2160 nt
Organism: Magnolia sinica
Lineage: Eukaryota; Viridiplantae; Streptophyta; Magnoliopsida; Magnoliales; Magnoliaceae
Product: LRR receptor-like serine/threonine-protein kinase GSO1
Exons: 4
Coding region: 66-2105 (679 amino acids)
Biological process (GO): protein phosphorylation
Molecular function (GO): receptor serine/threonine kinase binding; ATP binding; protein kinase activity
Source: RefSeq, a predicted model, not a curated record
AUAGAGAGAGAGAGAGAGAGAGAUAUAUCUAUGCAUCGAGUCUUGCGUAUUUCUCUUUUGUAAACAUGGCUUCCAUCGCUCUUCUCUCCUUCUUCCUCUUAUCUGCAUUCCUAACUAGUGUCUGUGGAAAUGCCGAGCUGAAAGUGCUCAUGGAAAUGAAAGCCUCUUUGGACCCGGAAAAUCGCUUCCUCUCUUCAUGGACGGAAGAAGGAGAUCCCUGCAGUGGCACUUUCGAAGGAGUCGCCUGCAACGAGCAUGGAAAGGUAGCUAACAUCUCUCUUCAAGGUAAAGAGCUUUCAGGUUCCAUUCCUCCCGCUGUUUCCGGCCUCAAGUGCUUGUCGGGUCUCUACCUUCAUUACAACUCCCUCAAGGGAGAAAUACCCAAAGAAAUCUCGAAUCUCACCGAGCUUUCUGACCUCUAUCUCAACGUUAACAAUCUCUCUGGAAGCAUUCCUGCAGAAAUCGGCCACAUGGUUAGUCUCCAAGUUUUGCAGCUUUGUAAUAAUCAUUUGAGUGGGACGAUUCCUACACAGUUGGGGUCUCUGAAGAAGCUGAGCUUUGUUGCAUUACAAUGGAAUCAAUUGACGGGUGCGAUUCCUGCAAGCUUGGGUGAUUUGAGUUCGCUGAGUAGGUUGAAUUUGAGUUUUAAUCAGCUCUUCGGAUCCAUUCCUGGGAAGCUAGCUGUAGCUCCUCAGCUGGUGGAUUUGGAUGUCAGAAACAACAGCCUUUCAGGCAAUGUUCCUUUAGCAUUGAAGCGACUGAAUGAAGGAUUUCAGUAUGGAAACAACAAUGGUCUUUGUGGUAUUGGGUUUUCUUCUCUGGGAGCUUGCGGUUCUUCAUUUAAUGCAGAUCCUAACAGACCCGAAGCCUUUGGAUCGGAUUCGAGCACUAUUGAUACGCAUCACAUUCCACAGUCUGCGAGUGUUCAUAUGCCUUGCAACAAAACCCAUUGUCGGCAUUCAUCAAAGAGCCCUGCAAUUGCUGUUGUCAUUGGGGUUAUUGCAGUUGUGGUUGUAGGAACAGUUGCAGGGCUUUUGGGUUUUAUGCUCUACCGUCGGAGGAAGCAGAAGAUUGGAAGCACAUCCGAUGUUUCGGACAGUCGGGUUAGCACUGACCAGGCCAAGGAUAUCAGCAGAAAGAGCAUCUCUCCGCUCAUCAGCCUCGAGUACUCGAACGGAUGGGAUCCGUUGACCAAUGGGAGGAGUGGGGGAGGGUUCUCACAGUCACAUGAGAUUCUACAAGGGCUUCAGUUCAAUUUAGAGGAGGUGGAGUCCGCGACACAGUACUUCUCUGAGGUGAAUUUGUUGGGGAAGAGCAGUUUCGCUGCUACCUACAGGGGGAUUCUGAGAGAUGGGUCUGUUGUUGCUGUGAAGAGUAUCAAUAAGACGAGCUGUAAAUUGGAAGAGGCGGAGUUCUUGAGGGGGUUGAAGAUGCUGACUUCUCUGCGGCAUGAAAAUCUUGUGUGGUUGAGGGGGUUUUGUUGUUCGAGUGGAAGAGGGGAAUGUUUUCUCAUCUAUGAAUUUGUUGCUAAUGGAAGAUUGUCGCAGUAUCUUGAUUUGAAGGACGACGAGAAGGUUCUUGAUUGGUCCACGAGAGUUUCGAUCAUCAAUGGCAUUGCCAAAGGCAUUGAAUACUUGCAUAGUGACGGUCCAAACAAACCUGCUAUGGUCCAUCAAAACAUAUCAGCUGAGAAGGUCCUCAUCGACCAACACUUCAAUCCCUUGCUCUCUGAUUCCGGUCUCCACAAACUCCUAGUUGAUGACGUCGUCUUCUCAACCCUCAAGGCCACCGCUGCCAUGGGAUACCUGGCCCCCGAAUACACUACCGUUGGUCGAUUCACAGAGAAGAGCGACGUAUAUGCCUUUGGGGUGAUUGUUUUCCAGAUCCUUAGCGGGAAACAGAAGAUUACCCACUUGAUGCGACUCGGGGCUGAAUCUGGCAAAUUUGAUGACCUUAUCGAUGAGAAACUUCAUGGGAAGUAUUCCAAAAUUGAAGCAGCAAAUCUGGCUAGGAUCAUGUUGGUUUGCACCAACGAAGCUCCUGAGCGGAGGCCUACCAUGACGAUUGUGAUUCAAGAACUCCGCAAGUGCAGUAGCAAUUGCUAAUGGCCUACCAUGGCGACUGCGAUCUGCAGCUCAGCGUGCUAGCAUAACACACAGA